AUGAAGCAAUUCGCCCUCGUCUCGGCCCUGGCUGCCCUGGGCACCGUCUCGGCCUCACCCACGGCCACCGAAAAGGAGCCUCCCAGCAAGCGCGCCAACUUGCCCACCGUCACCGUCUCCGGCAAUGCCUUCUGGGCCGACAAGGAGCGAUUCUACAUCCGUGGCAUCGACUACCAGCCCGGUGGCUCCUCCGCCGACACGGAUCCUCUCGCCGACAAGGCCACUUGCACGCGCGAUAUUGCAAAGUUCAAGGAGCUCGGCGUCAACACGAUCCGCGUCUACGCCGUCGACAACUCGGCCAAGCACGACGACUGCAUGAAGGCGCUCGAGGAUGCCGGCAUUUACCUCGUCCUCGACGUCAACACCCCCAAGUACUCCAUUAACCGCAGCAAGCCCGGUCCUUCGUACAACACCAAUUACCUCCAGAGCAUCUUUGCCACGGUCGAGAUGUUCGCCCAGUACCCCAACACUCUGGCUUUCUUUUCCGGCAACGAGGUCAUCAACGAUCAGAAGGACACCGACCUGUCGGCUCCCUAUGUCAAGGCCGUCACCCGUGACAUGAAGAACUACAUGAACUCGCGCGGCCUCCGCAGGGUCCCUGUCGGCUACUCGGCCGCCGACGUCGCCUCGAACCGUCUCCAGACGGCAAACUACAUGAACUGCGGAACCGACGACAUGCGGUCCGACUUCUUUGCUUUCAACGACUACUCGUGGUGCAACAGCGACUUCAAGACGUCGGGCUGGGACCAGAAGGUCAAGACCUUUUCCACCUACGGUCUGCCCAUCUUCCUGUCCGAGUGGGGUUGCAUCAAGAACCGCCCUCGCAAGUUUGAAGAGAUUGCCGCCAUGAUGAGCAGCGAAAUGACAUCGGUUUAUUCGGGCGGCUUGAUGUACGAGUACUCUGUCGAGGGCAACGAUUUCGGCAUCGUCAAGAUCAGCGGCAACACGGUCGACACCGACGCCGAGAACGGCGAGUUCAAGCUCUUUGCGUCGGCCUUGAAGGACAACCCUGCGCCCACGGGUGCUGGCGGCGCCGCCACGACGACGCAUUCCGUCAGCUGCCCCACCAAGGGAUCGGACUGGAAUGUCGACCCCAGCCUGGUUCCCUCAAUGCCCCAGCAGGCCGAGAAGUUUAUGAAGAACGGCGCUGGUGGCGGCCCUGGCCUGGCCGGCAGUGGCUCCCAGGAUGCGUCUGACAGCGGUACCGCCACGGCGAGCGUCACUGGUGGCAAGGCUUCUCCCACGGGCGGCGGCAGCGGCGGGAAGAGCGAUGACGACAGCGCCGCCAUGUCGGUGCACGCUGGCAUGGACAAAGCCCCUGUUGUUGUCUGCGGCCUGACGCUCUUCUUCACCCUGUUUGGCGCUGCGCUUUUGUGA
Molecule: messenger RNA, 1377 nt
Organism: Hirsutella rhossiliensis
Lineage: Eukaryota; Fungi; Ascomycota; Sordariomycetes; Hypocreales; Ophiocordycipitaceae
Product: glucanosyltransferase domain-containing protein
Exons: 3
Coding region: 1-1377 (458 amino acids)
Biological process (GO): fungal-type cell wall (1->3)-beta-D-glucan biosynthetic process
Cellular component (GO): cytoplasm; fungal-type cell wall
Molecular function (GO): 1,3-beta-glucanosyltransferase activity
Source: RefSeq, a predicted model, not a curated record